UUUAUUCGCGAAUAGACAAAGAACCGUCUCUGUGCUCUCGGUCAACGAAAGGAGAGAGCCCUGAAUAUGGGACAGGCUAAUUGUGCACCCGUUAGGGACUUAUGGUAUGGUCCUGAGUUACGACCAGACUGGAAAAAAGAGCCCACGUUUGAUCCCUUCGUUGGCUUUCCCAAUGGAAGGAAAAUUAGAGAUCCCAAAGUAACACUCGAAGAGAUGGAUGCUCACCUUCUCCCAUUGAGAAGAAGGGAUUAUUGUGCAUACAUGUACAUAAAAUUUUUGGACUGCAAGAAAGAUAAUAAAUGGCCAUAUCUGCCUUGUGAUCUUGUAUUUCAGGAUUUUCAGGCGUGUGAACAUGAAGAUUUUGUGCUAAGAAUGAAAGAAUAUGAAAGAGAAAGAAGACUGAUGGUUCGGGAGGCGAGAAUUAAAAGUAAAAUGGCCCGAGGUGAAAUGUGAGGAAAUGUUACAAGUGACAAGGACAUGGACAGAUUGACUCUUGUAGAUUUGUUGAUAAUGAAUUUAAUUAAAAUAUGCUUACACAUGCUUA
This is a messenger RNA of Magallana angulata, 544 nucleotides long. RefSeq names its product NADH dehydrogenase [ubiquinone] 1 beta subcomplex subunit 7-like. The transcript has 3 exons. The record is from RefSeq and is a predicted model, not a curated record. Bases 67 to 453 code for a protein of 128 amino acids. Gene Ontology annotation, cellular component: mitochondrion. NCBI's taxonomy places the organism in Eukaryota, Metazoa, Mollusca, Bivalvia, Ostreida, Ostreidae.